GCUUUCAGCCAAUGAUUUUGGCUGUAUACCCACUGAUCGGUUGCGGCCAAUCACAGCACAGAGCUCUGUGUAUACAAACACACAGAACUCUGUGUACACAGAACAACGAUCUGACUGUUUCUUCUCCAUGAAAAGUAGGGAGAAAAAUCAGCCAGACCUUUGAGUAAAAGCAGCACACAUUAUACUUGACAGGCUGAUCGCCCCACAUGUUAACCCCUUCCUGCCCAGUGCCAUUAGUACAGUGUCAGUGCUUUUUAUUAGCACUGAUCACUGUAUUGGUGUCACUGGGGAUGUCAGUGACACCAAGUCAGUUGCCCCCAGUAUCAGAAUGUCCCUCGCAGUCACGCUAUAAGUCACUG
Molecule: messenger RNA, 359 nt
Organism: Staurois parvus
Lineage: Eukaryota; Metazoa; Chordata; Amphibia; Anura; Ranidae
Source: the annotation of a GenBank genome assembly